Molecule: messenger RNA, 3801 nt
Organism: Mesorhabditis belari
Lineage: Eukaryota; Metazoa; Nematoda; Chromadorea; Rhabditida; Rhabditidae
Source: the annotation of a GenBank genome assembly
AUGCAAAAAGCUUUUGAAGGGUAUCGAACAGUUGAAAGAGCUGCCAUUCUCAUCUCAUCGAUCUCUAUAUUAUUCUCGGCUAUUGGUUACAUAUGGAUUGUGAAUGAGCUAGAGACACAAACAGACGCCUAUCGAGAGGCACUCAUCGAAUACGAGAUGUUGAUGGCUGACUCGAUGCAUUGGUUGGAUGAGAUCGAUUUUCAUGAGAGAACGCCUCGUGCUGCAUCUGAUUAUGUGCUAUAUGCGAAUUUCAAGCAAAAAUCUCGGCAAAGACGGAAGAAUGAUGGAUACAACGAUCGACCGAUACAUCGCCCGUCACUCCCCGAUCUCGGUGUUGAAGGAAGCGAAUUUGAAGAAGAGAAUGACGCAGAGUCAACUGAAGAGCCAAUAGACGAGAGAAAUGAAAAUGAAAGAAAUGAAAUCACGGAUUUCAGAGAAACGAACCGAAAAAGUGGACAAAGAGAGAAACUAAGAAUUUGUGAUUGUUCCCGUAUUCGUUGCCCCCGUGGACCAAGAGGACCACCUGGAGAUGAUGGAACACAGGGAACGACUGGAGAUCCAGGUGUUCCUGGUCGACCUGGAAUUGAUGGAAUCUUUCAACAAGAGUUUCCUUGUGAUCCAUGUCCUCCUGGUUUAAAGGGACCACUUGGGGCCCAGGGAGAACCGGGACCUGAAGGGAAAACCGGAAAGAUUGGUCGAAUCGGACGUGAUGGGGUCAACGAGAAAGGGCAACCGGGUGAAGAUGGAGCAAGGGGAAGAACGGGGAAACGAGGAAAGAAAGGAGAAGUUGGGGAAACUGGUCAGGAUGCAGUUCAUCUCAUUGGUGUACCCGGGCCAAAAGGUCGUUUGGGACUUCGCGGAUUCCCGGGUCCUAGAGGCGAUCCUGGUCUCAACGGAAGAAAUGCUCAACCAGGCAAAGAAGGUGCUCGUGGUAUACAAGGAGAGCCGGGUGUACAAGGAGAGCCAGGACCUCGCGGUCCACCGGGUCGACAAGGUGCUCAUGGAAAAGAUGGAGGUUAUUGUAAUUGCCCUAGUAGGAAUGGAGACACUCCGCUAGGUUUCAAUGGCGAUUUUGAUCCAUCCGAGUUUCCUGAGGCAGGUCAUUAUGAAAAAGAGAAAGAAAGAGAACGAGGACGAGAUAGAGAAAGAAAUAGAAAUGGAGAUGAAGAAAGAACUCGAGAACGAGAACGAGAACGAGAACGAGAACGAGAACGAGAACGAGAAAGAGAACCAGAACGAGAACGAGAACGAGAACGGGAGAGGCAACGAGUAAACCAAGGAGCACCAGCCAUUCCCGAUGAAGGACCCGGUGAAGCACCCAGUGAAGCACCCGCUGAAACGCCAAGUCGAACACAUCAUUCAUCGUCGAUCAUACAUCGUCCCAGACCGCGUCCCAAUCUCAUCACAGCCCCGCCCGUCACUCCAACUCAAAAUAAUCAAGAGUUCACCGAAGAUGCAUUUGUGUCAACAGCGAUUGAAGAGGACGAUAAUGAUGAUUCAGUUACUAAUCAUGCUAUCUCGGAACAUCGUCACCGAUUUCAGAGCACCACUGAGCCGUAUUUUGUUGACGGAGAAAAAAAUGAUCGUACUGAACACUUGACAACUGAGGGUUAUUUUGUGCCAACGAGACCUCAUAAGGGAAAGCGGAUAGAUUUGGGCACAAAUAAGAAAUCGCUGUAUCGGGGAAGCGCCGAUGUGUUUUUGGGGAUUCCAUAUGCUCAGCCACCACUCCGGGAAAGACGCUUUAUGCCACCAGAUAACCCGGCUCCCACAAAUGGAAUCACAAAUGCAACCGUUUACAAAUCGCUUUGCAUCCAGCCAAAUGUCACAAAUGCCAGCGAAGAUUGCCUCUAUUUGAAUGUUUUCUGUCAAAAUGCGGUCAACUACACGUCAUUAUCGGCGGUAAUCGUAUUUAUUGACGGAAAUCCGCAGCUUUCCACUGGUGGACUCGGGUCUCAAGAAGAAAAAGGAAUUGUGAGCAAUCUUGUGCAAAAGGGAGUCAUUGUGGUCACCGUUCAAUAUCGACUGGGACCAUUAGGAUUUUUUGCGACUCCAUCAACUGAUAUCCAAGUCACGUCAAAUCUAGGAAUGUUGGAUCAGGUAAAAGCUUUGCAAUGGGUGAAUCGAAAUAUCGCCUCAUUUGGAGGUGAUUCUACAAGAGUGAGUCUUGCUGGGCAAGCGGGUGGUGCUUGUGCGGUUGCUGCGCACACUUACAGCCCUAUGUCUCAAGGACUCUUCCAACAGGCCAUCCUACAGAGUGGAUCGAUCCAGAGCUGUUACACCACAGAUCGAGACUACGUGGGAGUCGACCCGAGUAGCACAGCCACAAAUACACUACAAUAUGAUCAAGGCCUUCCAUAUACAUCAAUUGGUGGAAACGGCAACUUUCAACAGCCAACAACACAGCCACCAUUCCAAAACAACAAUCCAACAACGGCAAUCACAAAUCCGAGUCAACUUUUAGCGACUCAAUUAUGCAAUAUCACACCCGAUCAAUGGAGAACUGGACAAUUGGCUGGUUUACGAGAGUGUCUUCAAAAUUACACCGUUGAUGUGUUCACGAAAACUGAUGGAAUUCAUACAGCUACUUGGAUGAUUGUUAGAGACAAUCUUUUCAUGAAUAGCUCGUUGGGUGAACUGGCUACGAGGCGACCGCCAAUUCCGUUGAUUAUUGGCACAGUGCAGGAUGAGGAUGCCGAUUACGCUUUCAAAUUGGUCAACAAGGCGGCUGGAAAUGGUGGCACUGAAGCGGAUGCUUUCAACGAUUGGUUUUUGGAUUUUGCCAAGAAGAAUAAACUCACUGGAAACGCGGAGCAACAGGCAAAAAACAUCAUCACCACCAAUUACAAUGUCACUCUGCCAAACGCACAAAAUAAUCAAAAUCAAUUCCCCUCUCAACCAAUGCAAGAUCAACAAAAUAGUGGUUAUUACGCCUAUGAUCAGAAUGGGCAAUACAAUUUCAAUUCAGCUACCACUCAAGCAUCGUUUCAAACAACUCCACCGAUGAUUUACGGGCCACCCCCAAGCACGAAUCAAAAUUUGCCAACCCAACCUUUCACCAGUCAACCAUUUUCUCAACCGCUUCGUGAUUCCAAUGGACAUCUGAAUAACUCAGCCAUCUUUCACACAUUGUCCGUCAUCACAAACGUCUCCUCCGAUGCAGGCACCGUUUCGCAAAUUGUAACUGAAGUUGACUCUUGGAUUCAGGGUGGAAAUCGAUAUGUUCAUGUGUAUCGCUUUGAGCAUCGCUCAAAACUUGGCACUCCUGCCGCUUUCAAUAUGCUUAAAGGAUACGAACCUAUUCAAAAAGGACAAGACAAAUUGUUUUUGUUUAUGCGAGAGGAUGUGUGGACCCAACAAAAGCCGACAUCAGCUGACAAGGCGAUGGCUGACACGAUGGGGCAACGAUGGACUGAUUUUGCAAAACAAGGUUCUGUGAAUAACUGGUCACCUGUUCAAUCUGGCCAAGCUGUUCAAUCGAACCAGACUCCAUAUUGUGCAUUAUCUACUCAACCAACUAUGCAAAUGGGUUACGGGAAUGAAGCAAGACAAGUCUUCAAUCAACAAGUUUAUCCACUAGCCACUCAAGCAAAUUCACAAAACUCUCCUCAAUAUGAUCAACAAAGGUCUCAAAAUCAGAACUCGUUUGGGAACAAUCAAAAUCAAAAUGGAUACAAUGGAAACACCAAUCAGCAAUCCAAUCAACAACCGCAAGUUCAUGUUAGUAAUGAAGGUGGUAGCGGUUCUUCGUGGAGCAUGAGCUUCAGCCUUAACAAUUUCCAGAUCCCAGGCACAAAUCAA